UAACUUUAAUCACACUCCCAACAUACAAAAAAAAAAAACACAUCGUGUGGAACAUAUAACAACACCGCUAAACUUAACAACUCAUUUCCUCAUAAAAACAAAUGGUAGUCUCCCUUUUUAUAGCCACUUCUCAUAACUGAAACCUUUGUAGAGUAAACAUAUUCUAAACUUAAACAUAUUCUUUUUGCAAUUGAGACUUUGGCAACUAGUUUUUACAGAAAGUGAAGGUUCAUUCUCGUUGAUGGGGUUAAAUAUAGAGUAAUAACAUGAUGAAAAGUUUGGCUAAUGCGGUUGGUGGAAAGACGGCAAGGGCAUGCGAUAACUGCGUGAAGAAGCGAGCGCGUUGGUAUUGUGCAGCUGAUGAUGCUUUCCUUUGCCAUUUUUGUGACGGUUCGGUCCACUCAGCGAACCCUCUUGCCUGUAGGCACGAGAGGGUUCGCUUGAAAACGGCUAGUGCCGGAAAACAUCGUCACGCCUCCUCCUCACCACCCCAUCCAGCCACAUGGCAUCAGGGAUUUACACGUAAAGCUCGGACACCACGUGGAGGCAAGAAAAUCCACACGAUGGUUUUUCAUGAUCUUGUGCCGGGGAUGAGCUUGGAGGACCAGAUAUAUGAAGUGGAAGAGCAGCUCAUCUUUGAAGUACCGAUGUUGAAUCCAAUGGGUUAUGAACAAUGCUUAAAAGAAUCUGUGGGAACAAAGAUUGUGUUCCCGAUGAUGCCCGUAUGUUUCAAGAGCAGCGAGGAAGAAGACAACAACACUGAGAGUUGUCUUAAUGGGUUAUUCCCGACCCAAAUGGAACUGGCUCAGUUCUCAGCUGAUGUGGAGACUCUCCUCGGUGGAGGGAGCGAUCGAGAAUUCCAUGCAAUGGAAGAGCUAGGGUUUGGUGAGAUGCUAAAGAUUGAAAAAGAAGAGGUGAAGGAAGAGGAAGAAGUCGCAACAAGAGAAGUGUGUGAUCUAGAUGACGCUAAUGAGACUUCUCCAUUUGAAAUAAGCUUCGAUUACGAGUCCUCACACAAGACGGCAUUCGAAGAGGACGAUGAGAAAGAAGACGUGAUGAAGAAUCUAGUGGACGUGGGAGUGAAUGAGAUGAGUGGUAGGAUUAAAGAAGAGGAGAAGGAGAAGGUUCUUAUGCUUAGAUUGGACUACGAAAACGUGAUUUCCGCUUGGGGUAGCCAUCGAACCCCAUGGACCGCCCUCGAGUCAUCUGAAAUAGACCUGGACAUGCUUCGUCGCCAAACCAAUUCCGUGUGUGAAAGUGGAGGAGAGGCUCAUCAUCACAACCACUUCCGCGGCCUAGGGUUACACAUGAGAGAAGCUGGGGAUGGAGGAAGAGAAGCUAGGGUUUCAAGAUACCGAGAGAAAAGAAGGACAAGGUUGUUCUCCAAGAAGAUAAGGUACGAGGUACGUAAAUUGAAUGCUGAGAAAAGGCCUCGAAUGAAAGGAAGGUUCGUGAAGAGAUCUUCAAUUGCUGCUGCUCACUAGUCACUAAGAAAGAUCUUUAUGAAUAUAUAUAAUUACAGAUAUCCCUGUGCUCUCUUCAUAAAUUUGUUUGUUGCUGAUUUUUGGUGAUUGUUAGCUUUUUCUGCAAUGUUAGAAAGUUUUGCAUGUUUUGUGAGCUACGUAUAUGUAAAUAUAGAUAUUUAUCACCAAAAACUUGAUCUUGUAAGGUUUUGUUUAUAUAGUUCAUGUAACGUGAAUUUUGGUUGCUAUCGACAAAAACAAA
Molecule: messenger RNA, 1725 nt
Organism: Brassica oleracea var. oleracea
Lineage: Eukaryota; Viridiplantae; Streptophyta; Magnoliopsida; Brassicales; Brassicaceae
Product: zinc finger protein CONSTANS-LIKE 6-like
Exons: 2
Coding region: 267-1484 (405 amino acids)
Biological process (GO): regulation of DNA-templated transcription
Cellular component (GO): nucleus
Molecular function (GO): zinc ion binding; protein binding
Source: RefSeq, a predicted model, not a curated record